This is a messenger RNA of Aspergillus niger, 657 nucleotides long. RefSeq lists its product as hypothetical. The coding region runs from base 1 to 657 and encodes 218 amino acids. The transcript is spliced from 3 exons. The record is from RefSeq and is a predicted model, not a curated record. Lineage: Eukaryota; Fungi; Ascomycota; Eurotiomycetes; Eurotiales; Aspergillaceae.
AUGAGGCUCGCAGCUUCUCUCGUCAUAUGUCUGGCUACGUUAGUAUGCGCCCGAGAAUGGGUGACGACCACGGAAAUUGAAUCUCAGCGGUUAGACGAAGAUGACGAGGCUGCUUCCAGCAUGGAAGAGAUUGGCGUUGAAACAGGAUACAGCAUUACUUGUUACGACAGCACUCGGAUUCCGGCAUGCGAUGUGGCCGAGGUGAUCACCCUCCUUCCUGCUGGACCACAGACUACUAGUAUUCACGAUGGAAUGAUAGUUGUUGAUGGAGAUGAGCUGCUAUAUUCUACCCAGAUGACGGCACAACCCAUUGAGGAGGAGCACAGCUCAUCUAUACCCGACACAGUGACUGCGGAAACCACAGCUGAAGCAUCUGACAUCGAGGUCACCAUGUCGUGGAGUAGCUCCAGUCUGCCUGCCUCCACACAUAUGAUGAGUCGAACAACAUCCGGAUCAGUUAGUAGCACCCUAAGUGCUGGGCCUGGUGUGGAAAGUGUUCAGGGCAGUAUGAGUCUUAUGACUACUCAGAGUCGUGCGUCGAGUACCUCCCUAACCAGCUCGUCGGCACGCAGCACUGGGGCGGCACCAAUAGCGACGGGGGAGCUGGCUAUGAUGGCUGGUGCCGCCGCGAUGGUGUUGUUGGUUGCUGUCCUGUGA